Messenger RNA from Dictyostelium discoideum AX4, 1209 nucleotides. RefSeq lists its product as hypothetical. Bases 1 to 1209 code for a protein of 402 amino acids. The transcript is spliced from 3 exons. The record is from RefSeq and is a predicted model, not a curated record. NCBI's taxonomy places the organism in Eukaryota, Evosea, Eumycetozoa, Dictyosteliales, Dictyosteliaceae.
AUGUUUAAUUUUAAUAGAUAUUUAGGUUCCAGUACAAGACCAUAUAAUUGGUUAUCAAAUAAUAGUAAUAAUAUAUCAAAGUUUACAAUAAAUAAUAAAAAUAAUAAUAAAUUAUUAUUUACUUCCACAUUUUCAAAUAUUAAUAAUCUCAAUAAUAAUAAUAAAUACAAUGAAAUAAAAUUUUAUUCAACUACACCACCAAAUUCAUCAACUCCACCACCAAUUCCACCAACCCAUGGAAAGAUUUCAUUUUUUUUCACACAAACUUUUGAUAAAGGAAAUGGUUCAGUAAGUAAUAAAUUUUUAAAUUUAGUUGGCUUAACAAUUGUUUCAUCAGCUCUUUUCUCUUUGGUAAUGUACUUUUUUGAUAAUGCAGUGCAAGAUGAUGAAUACAUGUAUAGAAUUUUAAAUUAUUUUCCAUCAACACCACCAUUUUUAUUAAUGGAUAAAAAAGGAUACAUUAAAAAAUUAGUUCAAGAAUAUAAAGAAGGUACAAUUUCACCAACAGGAUUAAAAAUUAUUGCAUUGAUUGCAUCAACAUUAGAUGGUGAUAAAUAUUUAUUAAAAUAUGAUAUGUUUGAUAUUGUUUGUGAAAAAGUAAUCUCAAAAAAAGAAACAACUUUAAAUAAUUCUGAUCAAGAUUUUUUCAUUCUCUUUCGUUUAUCAUUUAACUCAAAAAAAGCUGUACCAAAUGAAAUCGUUCAAAAAACUGAAAAAACUCAUUUCUAUAGAUUUUUUACAGAAAAUGAAAAAAGAUUAUCAGAAUUAGAAGGAAUGGUAGAUUCAUUUAAAAUUAAUUCAAAAGAUGUUUUGUUAUCUUUAAUAGUUGCACCAAUAUUCGCAUUUGCAAUUUUUUCCAGAAGAGUUUCACCAACAACUCUUUUUAAUUCAAUGAAAAGAAGUGCGGUCACAUCAGGAAUGGUAAUGAGUGGUCCAUUGCUUAGGGAUUAUAUGAAUGAAAAUCUAUUUGAAAAUUGUGAAAACUUUACAUGUCAUGCAUUGAAAUCACAACUUCCAUUCGUAGGUUAUGGUUUGUUUUUAUUACAGUGCUCCCAUUUUUCUUUUAUCAGUUGGGUUUUGCCAGUUUUUACAACUUUAUUUAUUACAAAAUCUUUUGAAGCCUACAGAUACAUUCCCAAAGUAACAGAGUUUUUACGUAAAAAGAAACCAAGAGAUACUGAUUUUUCAGUUGAACAAAAAAGUAUUUAG